CCGCUGUUAAACAUGUUCUGGAAUUGCCAACAAAGGGUCUAAGAGCAAGUGGAAGCACGCAUAUAGGUGAUGGAAUUUAGCACAUAGGAGUGUGUGUUCAAUUAAUUAAAACAAAUUACCAAAGGUGCUGUAACCGGAAAUUACCAUGUCAUCUUAUCAAUCCUUCGCUCAAACUGUUAGAAUUGUUACAGCCCUGUUUCUUGUGUGCAUUCUACACUGCUCCAUUUCAGUUUCAGCCUACAGAAGAAACCCGUUCUCAGAAAUCGACGAUGCCUCAUUGUCUGGUACAACUGACCAACGAGAUUUAGAAUUAUCCAAAGGCAGCUACAAAAUACACUCUGCACAGGAAAAUGUCGUGUUACCGCCUAGUAAACGGUAUGCAAGUCUGUCGUAUUACUAUGGUAACCGGGGAAACAGUCGAGGGUCGUCUCGGAACUACAAUAGAUACUAUCGUUCUAGAUACUACCAGAACUACCACAAGCCCUGGCUAAAUCUCGAGGACCGCGAGUGUUUCCGAGACCAGUGUCAGACGAAUGACGACUGCUGCAGACGAUACUCGAAGUGUGACAAAGACGCUCACGUGUGCUACAGCUGUUGGUACGGGCAUCCGUGCAGUCAGUCACGUGACUGCUGUGAACAAUACCCAUAUUGCAACAAAAACCUCGGCAUUUGUCAGUCAUAGAAAAGUACAAUCGCUCAGUCAGGAACACACAUCAACCGUGGCAUUUCACAUCUUAAAGAUACACUUCACGUUUCCAAACUGCGAAUAAUUAAAAACUUAUACAAUAUAAAAAUAAAGAAUAUCAUGAACAUUA
Messenger RNA from Dreissena polymorpha, 815 nucleotides. RefSeq lists its product as uncharacterized. The transcript is spliced from 5 exons. Bases 146 to 682 code for a protein of 178 amino acids. NCBI's taxonomy places the organism in Eukaryota, Metazoa, Mollusca, Bivalvia, Myida, Dreissenidae. The record is from RefSeq and is a predicted model, not a curated record.